UUUUUGCUCGUCGUCUUCAAUAAUCCAAGGACCUUGCAGAUUGAGAAAUUCUCAUUUUAGUACUGUGGGAAUGUUUCCGGCUGUCAAUUAGAUUUGAUUGGCUGCGGAGUGAGCCGACCAGCGAGUUUCUUCUGGGUUGUGUCGAUACCCAUCCUGAAUCAAUCAACAACAACUCGACGACGCUUGAAGGAAUGGCUGGAGAGCUUGAUAAAGCCAAGGAAAUGGAGGAAUCCUCAGAUUUGCCUACAAAAGAGAAGAAGGACAAUGAGACAACAUCAAAGAAGAAACAAAGAGGUUUUCUAUCUCGAUUAUGGAAUGGGAUAUUCGGGUUACAUAGUGAUAAUAUUGAGAAGAGGCUGCAGCAUAUAUCGAAGGAAGAAGCUACUAUUCUGGCUAGAAUGAGGAAAAGAUCCCAAGGAUGGAGGAGAGCUGCAAGACAUCUCAUUGUAUUCUGUGUGAUUUUGGAGGUUAUUGCAGUGGCCUAUGCUAUCAUGACAACAAGAUCAGUGGUCUUGAACUGGAAAUUGAGAGCAUUCAGAGUACUGCCGAUGUUUCUUUUGCCUGUUUUGUCUUCCAUCAUGUAUUCGGGCAUAUCAAGAUUCAUAAAGAUGUGUGAUCAGAAAGACCAGAAAAGUGUGGAGAAGCUUAGGGAAGAAAGGCAAUCCAAGAUUGAUGAGCUUAAAGAGAAGACAAAUUAUUACAUCACUCAACAACUUAUUCAGAGAUACGACACUGAUCCAGCUGCAAAAGCAGCUGCUGCAGCUGUUCUCGCAUCUAAGUUGGGUGCAGAGUCUGGCAUGAAAGUGUAUUUAGGAGAUGAAGGUGAGCUUAAUCUCCCGUCAGGGAAGAGUAACGAUGUAGAGCUUGUACAAUCAAGUGGUUUACGCAAUAGGAGAUCAGUGCCGUACAAAUCCCAUAGCACAGGGAGCACAAUGUUGCAGAGUCUUCAGGAGGAAGAAGGUCUCCACCAUGGAGAAGAAAGGGGUUCUGAAAUAUCUAGCCAAAGUCAGCUGGUUGUUGAACAUUAUUCGGGUAAAACAAAGUAUAACAAUGGUUGGAUUGCUCGAAUUGCAGCAUUGCUAGUUGGGGAAGAUCCUGCACAAUCUUAUGCUCUUAUAUGCGGAAACUGCCAUAUGCACAACGGUCUUGCAAGGAAAGAAGACUAUCCAUACAUGACUUACUAUUGCCCACACUGUCAUGCCCUGAACAAAUCAAAGCAAGAAGAUGGGCUGUCUGCUCCGAACUCUCCAAAGGCCUUGAAUAACAACAACCUUAGUUCCAUGGGCGAACCGACACCUGUCAGUAGUCUGCCUGAACCUGCAAAAGCAUCAGAAGAGAUUGUCUCGGAAAUUGAGAAGGACGAAACCAUUAUUGAUCCCCCUCUCGACAGGUAAAAGUGCUGUUUCAGGAGUCAAAAGAAGCUUGCUAUUGUUCUUCCUCUACAUUUGCUGGCAACAUUGUGGAUUUGUUUGUGUUUGGGCUUGUAAAAGUUUUUAGAGUGAGAUAUGUGCAAUAUAUAUAUAUAUAUAUAUAACACAUACAUAUAUAUUAUAUAUUAGGUCAAAUGGCAGUUGAUAACUUUAAAAAAUGUCUGUUUCGUCAGUCACUUCUGCAUUGAAGAUCCAAUUUUGCUUCA
This is a messenger RNA of Impatiens glandulifera, 1636 nucleotides long. RefSeq lists its product as uncharacterized. The record is from RefSeq and is a predicted model, not a curated record. The coding region runs from base 192 to 1394 and encodes 400 amino acids. NCBI's taxonomy places the organism in Eukaryota, Viridiplantae, Streptophyta, Magnoliopsida, Ericales, Balsaminaceae. Gene Ontology annotation, biological process: endoplasmic reticulum tubular network organization. Gene Ontology annotation, cellular component: endoplasmic reticulum tubular network. The transcript has 6 exons.